This is a messenger RNA of Saccostrea cuccullata (small rock oyster), 562 nucleotides long. RefSeq lists its product as uncharacterized. The transcript has a single exon. NCBI's taxonomy places the organism in Eukaryota, Metazoa, Mollusca, Bivalvia, Ostreida, Ostreidae. The coding region runs from base 179 to 553 and encodes 124 amino acids. The record is from RefSeq and is a predicted model, not a curated record.
AUUGACAUAGCAGUGACAGGUGAUGGGGAUCUAGUGUACUCUGAUGGGACAACAAGGACUGUGAAUAAAGUGAAGAAUGGACAGACAGAGGAGAUGAUCAGACUACAGGGCUGGAUACCUACACUACUCUGUGUCACUUCCUCUGGUGAUCUCCUGGUUACCAUGUACACUGAGUCUGAUGUUGAAAGACAAAAUUGUCCGUUACUUACGCUCCACAGAGAAACAAACAUUCCAGUUUGAUGAGCAGGGUAAACCUUUGUAUUCAGGAAAUGACAAAAUUAAAUACAUCAGUGAUAACAGAAACCUAGAUAUCUGUGUGGCUGACAAUGAAGCCGGUGCUGUAGUGGUAGUCAAUCAGGCUGGAAAACUCCGAUUUAGAUACACUGGUCAUCCGUCCACUAUAAACAACAAACAAUUUAAACCUUAUGGCAUCACAACAGACAGCCGGAGUAAGAUUCUGACAGCAGACCUUGAUAACCAGUGUAUCCACAUCCUAGACCAGGACGGACAGUUUCUCCGUUAUAUAGAUAACUGUGAUCUGAAGGAUCCAUAGGGUUAAUGU